ACGACGUGGCACCAUUUCCACCACAUUUUGUUCGUACCAAAACGAGAAGAAAACAUUCUCAUUUCUCAAUCAUUUCUCAAUCAAGCUGGUGGAGUUCUUAACAGAGAGUAAAUUGGGGUUCAAUUGAUUGAAGCAGUGGUUUUCGAAUUCAGGGGUUUAUGGAUUGAACUCAGAUGGGUGCAAUUGAAGUUCUUGAGAGUAAAAUUCAUGAUAAUGGGUCUGCAAUAUAAGUACAGGCAGUGAUGGAUUUAUGUUUUCAAGUUAGAGAUUGUGAUGGAUUUCUGGUGAUUGUUUAUUAUGAAGUUGGAUCAAAGAAGAGGUGUUGGUGUUGGGUUGUUGUGGAUGAAUUCGUUAAAAAAAGACAGGUGAGGUUGUGAUGUUAAUGAAGCUUGUGGUAACUGCAACAAUUUGUGAUGGCAGUAGUGGUUAACAGGUCUGCAGACGAAAAUGGAAGUUCAGAUGUGCAUGUUGGAGGGUGAUGAAUUGGUUGUGAGAAGCAUCAGUUGGCUGCAACACUAUUUCAGUCCAUAAGAAUGGUAUAUUGCAGGUUAUGUUGAUUCAACAGUAACAAUAGAAAAUGGUAGUAUUACCGAGAUGGAGAAGAAGGUGGAUGGUUGUUCCAUAAGAUGAGAUUUGGUGUUGUGGUCGAGUGCCUGGUAACCAUUGGCUGGUUGGAGAAUGGAAAGCUAAGUUGGUGGUAUGCCUGAAUUUUGGAAGUCAGGGUCAGUGAUUGAAUGGGCCUCCGGUAAUAUUUGUACAGUCCAGACACGAGUACCAGCAGCGUGGAUAUAUAUACCCAGUGAAUUUUCUAAACCAUUGUUAGGGUGAAAGGAUGAAAUUGUAGGUUGAUUUGCUUGUGUUUUCGAACAAGUGUUUCUACCAGUUGAACUUAAUACUAAAGUUUUGUCUCUCUAUCAAUGUAUUAUCUUCUAGUUAUGAUUUUUCAUGUUCUAUGCCAUGUAUAGUCCAUUGUUAGGUUUCUAGAAGAACUCAUUGAACCUUGAUAAUAAUUUCCUUAAGAGCAUUCUCUUACUUUGUAUGCCAUGUAUACCUAGUGGUUAGAAGUUCUACUUUAGGCUGAGAACAAAUAUAUCUUUUUGUGAAUUCUUGUCUAUGAAUCUCAAUUGCCAUAUCUUCCAUGUAUGAGUUGCUAGGUUUGCCAUUAUACAUGAGUAAAUUCGAGACCUUGGUAAGAUAACAUAAGUGAACCUAGCCUACAAUGGAUUCCUGAAUCCUUAACAUUCUUUUUCCUCUUGAUUGACACUUUAUUAAUCUAGUUUGCAUUCUAUUUUCUUAGUACGACAUCUGAAAUUUUCCACUUGAAUUGAUUUUGAUUAGGAAGUUGAUUGUAUCAGUUAGAAGUAGUUUAGAACACUCCUUGCGGGAACGAACCACAUUUGCUAUUGUGUACAUUUCGACACCGUGCACUUGCGGUAAAACAAAGUCGGUUUACCGACCUAUCAAGUUUUUGGCGCCGCUGCCAGGGAGUGGUCGAAAAAUACUCUCUAAUUGUUAUAGUUUUUUCUUUUUUCUAGUCGUAACUUAGUUUUUAUUUUCUGUAAAUAGUUUGUUUUCCUUUUUCUUUUAGAUUUUUUUAUUUUAUUUCUUUUUACGCAGUUUGUUGAACUUUCUUCAGGUGCCUGAGUUUGAAGAGCACAAUUGGAACCUCUCCAAAACAGGCAAAAAAGUAAGUAUCUGAAAUCCUCGCGAAGCUUUGCAAGGUGAGUUUGACUUGAAUUCUGCAUUUUGUUAGCAUAUGCAAGAUCUACCAAGUAGUUGGGAUAGAGAACAAUUAUUCGUCUUGUUAAAGUAACCCUUUAUACACGACGAGAACAAAUGAUGAGGGUACGAACCCUCCGGUUAAAAGUUUGAGAGACUAUAUGUACCCUACUAGAGUCUCUCAACUUUCAUGUAUUAUUUUGCCUACCACCUCAGCAACCUAUGAGAUUAGAGAAAGCACCAUUCAAUCACUUCCUAAUUUCUACGGUAAUGAGAAUGAAAAUCCUUACUACCAGAUUAGAUAUUUUGAAGAAUUGUGUGGUACAAUGAAGUUCAAGGACUUACCUGACGAGUUUCUUAAACUUAGGUUGUUUCUUUUGUCUUUGAAGGAUAAGGAAAAAUCUUGGCUGAAUGCAUUAUCUCCUUCAUCAAUUAGUACGUGGAAUGACAUGAUUAAUAUAUUCUUGCAUAAAUUCUUUCCUAAGCAUAAAACUACUGCCAUUCGUCAAAAAAUUUAUAGUUUUUCGCAACAAGAAGGAGAAUCUCUUUAUGUUUAUUUAGAGAGGUUCCAUGAUCUCUUGUUACAAUGUCCACACCAUGGAUUGGAUACUUCUAGGCUCAUAUCGAUCCUUUAUGAGGGAUUAGAUUAUAAAACAGUGACUAUGGUAGAAUCACUUUGUGGUGGGAAUUUCCUUAAUAAGAGUGCCGAAGAAGGUUACAAAUUUUUGCAUGAAAUAGCUGGAAAAAUCCAAGAGUGGGAGGCUAGAGAACCCAUAAAAUCAGUAGUUUGUAGUGAAAGGGUUCACAGAGUUGAUAAUGAAUUCGACUAUGAGGGCAAGUUUUCUGUUUUGACACGAAGACUUGAGUCAUUGGAAAGAAAUGUUACAGUCAAGCCUGUUGAGUGUAUUACGCAUGCAUCUUCUAAUCCUAGUGAUUGUACUAACCAAAGAAUUCCUAAUUUGGAAGAAAGUAUGAGUUUGUUUAUGCAUGCUACUGAAAGAUCUAUGGCGAACUUACAACAACAGCUAAAUGAGCUAGCCAGCCAACUGAAUGAGCGAGACAAGGGUCAGUUCCUGAGUCAAAUAUAGCCUCACCCUAAAGGUUCUUUUGAGGAAGGCACAUCUGGUGCUAAGCCGACUCAUCGUGUCCAGGACGCUACUACUCUCAGAAGUGGACGAGUCAUUGACAAUCAUGUUAGUGAUCACGAGGAGAAAGAGCAAGAUAGGAACCAUCCAACCAUUACACAUGUUACUCCUUCAAUACAUAAAGAAACCGCUGAAACCGAAAAAGGAUACUUUAGGAUGCCAUCUUCACGUUGUUUGAGAUUACUUGUUGCGUGCAAGCAGGGAACA
This is a messenger RNA of Papaver somniferum (opium poppy), 3071 nucleotides long. RefSeq lists its product as uncharacterized. The record is from RefSeq and is a predicted model, not a curated record. The coding region runs from base 1881 to 2807 and encodes 308 amino acids. NCBI's taxonomy places the organism in Eukaryota, Viridiplantae, Streptophyta, Magnoliopsida, Ranunculales, Papaveraceae. The transcript is spliced from 2 exons.